AUGUGUGAUCACCGCAGGCUUGUUUCUCUGAUUGAGUCGUGUAGAGAUUUCUCCACAGCUGUUCGGAUCGAAGCGCGCAUCGACUACCGAGACAACGACGUGUUGGUUCUCAACAAGCUGAUAGAACUGUUUGGAAACUUUGGACGGAUUGACAAGGCUCGAGAGAUUUUUGACAGGAUCGGGCCAAGCAAGGACAGCUUCUCGUGGGUGUUUAUGCUAUCAGCCUAUGCGCACAAUGGCUACAUUGACGAUGCGGAGGGGAUAUUCAUUGCGAUGCCCGGGAAGAACUUGUUUGCGUGGACUGCCAUGCUCGCAGCAUAUGCCCAGAAUGGGCAACUGCAGCAGGCCGAGAUUCUGUUCGCUCGAAUGCCACUCUGGAAUAUCGUGACGUGGAAUUCCAUGCUGGCGGCGUACACGCAAGAGGGCCACAUCCACGUGGCACGUUGCUUGUUUGAUUAUUUGCCCGAGCGCAAUGUCAUAUCGUGGACUGUGCUUCUUACGGCAUAUGCUCAAAGAGGGGAUUUGCUGCUCGCAAGAGGUUUGUUCGAGGAUAUGCCGCAGAGGAAUUUGUUUGCGUGGACUGCCAUGCUGUCGGCAUAUGCCCAAGAAUCUAAUCUAGAAGAGGCAAAGUUUAUGUUUGAUAGAGUUCCAGAGCACAACGUUGUGACGCAAAACGCAAUGCUGACGACAUAUGCCCAGAACGGGUAUUUGCAAGAAGCGAAGAAGAUGUUUGAUGACAUGGCGGAGCGCGACGUCGUGACGUGGAACUCGCUGCUGACGGGAUUUGUCCAAGCUGGCAAGACUGAGGUGGCACGGCGUUUGUUUGAAGACAUGCCAAUGCGGAAUCUAAUGUCGUGUAACACCAUGUCCUCGGCAUAUGCCCAGAAAGGGAAUCUGGAAGAUGCCAAGCAUAUUAUUAGGACGUCUCCUUUUCUCAAUCUGGUCACGUGUAAUAUUCUCCUGUCGGGAAGUUCCCAGAAAGGGAAUCUUGCAGAUGCCAGGAGCAUGUUUAACAAAAUGCCCGAGAAGAGCAUGGUGACGUGGAAUGCUAUGCUUGUAGCAUAUGCCCAGAACGGGCACCUGGAAGAGGCCAAGUCAGCAUUUGACGCGAUGCCGGAACGUGACAGCGUGUCAUGGAACGCCUUGCUGGCGGCUUACUCGCUCCACGGCUAUGCUGAGCUGGCGGAGCGGCUUUUCCAGGACAUGAUGACGUGGGAGCCUGACGUGGUGGCGUGGAACACGAUGCUGGGCGUAUAUGCCCAAUGCGGGCAAUUGGAGAGAGUGGAGCCCUUGUUCUAUCAAAUGCCGCAGAGGAACAUCGUCUCCUGGAACGCGAUGCUGGGGGCGAUCGCACAGGGGAAACAUCGCGAUCGCGUCACUGGAUUCUUCUUCCGGAUGCCAGAGCGCGACACAAUCUCGUGGUCGACGCUGCUAUCGGCGUAUUCUUCCAUGGGCGAGCACUCCUGCGCAAUCAAAGCCUUCGAUUCGAUGAAGAGCAGCGAAGAUCCGGACGCCGCGAGCUUCGUGUCGAUCCUGGCGUGCUGCAGCUAUGUCGGGAGGACGAUUGGCCGCCGCUGUUUCGCUUGCAUGGUCACGGAUUUCCAGAUCGCGCCCCAGAGGCAGCACUACUGCUGCAUUGUCGAUCUUCUAGCGCGGGCGGGAUUCUUGGAGGAAGCGGAGGAGCUUGUGACGAACAUGCCCUUUGUUCCACACGUCCUGGAGUACGUAUGCUUGAUCGGAGCCUCGAGAAACCACAGGGAUCUGGUGUGUGGCAGUGGCGCCACGAAAUCCGUGCUAGAUCUAAGCCUGGGGCCGAGAGAUUCUGCGGCAUUCAUCCUCCUCGCUAACAUGUAUAGCCUCAAGAACCCUAAAUCUCUACAAGCAGCUUAA
Selaginella moellendorffii is the source of this 1890-nucleotide messenger RNA. RefSeq names its product pentatricopeptide repeat-containing protein At4g02750-like. The record is from RefSeq and is a predicted model, not a curated record. The transcript has a single exon. Gene Ontology annotation, biological process: RNA modification. Gene Ontology annotation, molecular function: RNA binding; protein binding. NCBI's taxonomy places the organism in Eukaryota, Viridiplantae, Streptophyta, Lycopodiopsida, Selaginellales, Selaginellaceae. Bases 1 to 1890 code for a protein of 629 amino acids.